GGGCGGACGAUUCGCGUAAACACUUAAAAAUAAGAUAAAAUAUAAUCCCGCAAUAUAGGUUUGGGUGCGUUCAUGAUAAUCACAAAUCCAUAACCGGUGAAGUUUGGUAGUGUGUCGACGUGUGUGCUUAAAUAAAGAUGGCCGUCGUUAUCAAUAAAGGUAUUUUCAUAGUAGCGGCUAAGCGCACACCAUUCGGUAGAUUUGGAGGUGCCUUCAAGGAGGUGUACCCAUCAGACCUGCUGGCUGCAGCGGCUAAGGAUGCUCUCAAAUCCGGCAGCGUGGCCCCGGAGAUCAUCGACACUGUCAAUAUCGGGCAGGUCUAUGGGAUCAGUGGUUCAUCCGAUGGCGGACUAUCUCCCCGUCAUGCAGCGCUCAAAUCAGGCAUCCCGCAAGAAAAGCCAGCUCUUGGAAUAAGCCGCCUCUGUGGGUCUGGAUUCCAAGCUGUCGUGAACAGUGCACAGGACAUAAUUACUGGAGCUGCCAAUAUCUCCUUAGCAGGAGGCACAGAAAACAUGUCAACAGUACCCUUCGUCGUCAGGAACACUCGGUUCGGAGUUGGUUUAGGAGCAAAGAUGCCCUUCGAAGAUGUUCUAACAACUUCAUCUUUGGACACAUCCUGUAACUUCACCAUGCCUGAAACGGCUGAGAAUCUGGCUGAGAAGUAUGGUUUACAGAGGAUGGAGGUCGAUCAGUUUGCCCUGCAGUCACAGCAGAGGUGGAAAGCAGCGCAUGACCAAGGAGUGUUCAAAGCUGAGAUGACCCCCGUGACAGUGAAGGUCAAGCGACAGGAGAAGGUGGUGGAAGUAGACGAACACCCGCGCCCCGACACCACCACUGAAAUGCUAAGUAGACUGCCCGUGCUGUUCAGGAAGGGAGGUGUCGUUACUGCUGGUAACUCUUCGGGUGUCAACGAUGGUGCCGGAGCCCUGAUCCUGGCAACCGAGGAGUCUGUUAAGCAACAUGGCCUUAAGCCCCUGGUGAGACUGCUGGCGUGGUCUGUGGUAGGAGUGGACCCCUCUGUCAUGGGCAUUGGACCCGUGCCCGCUAUUCAAAACCUGCUCAGUGCUACCGGACUGAAACUUGAUGACAUCGAUCUGGUUGAGAUCAAUGAAGCUUUCGCAGCUCAGACUUUAGCGUGCGCUAAAGAACUGGGUCUCGAUCAGAGCAAACUGAACGUCAAUGGCGGAGCCAUCGCUAUGGGACACCCUGUUGGAGCUUCAGGCGCUAGGAUCACGGCCCAUCUUGCUCAUGAGCUCAGACGUCGCGGUCUUAAGAGAGGAAUUGGUUCAGCGUGCAUUGGAGGUGGACAAGGAAUCGCUCUGCUUCUUGAAACUGUUUAAUUUAAAGGUCUUCUACGUCAAAAUGAGUCAUUUGAAACGAUCUCCGAGCAAAAUUGUAAAUACGUAAUGAAAUAAAUGAACUGAACUAUUUUUGUUA
Molecule: messenger RNA, 1437 nt
Organism: Helicoverpa armigera (cotton bollworm)
Lineage: Eukaryota; Metazoa; Arthropoda; Insecta; Lepidoptera; Noctuidae
Product: 3-ketoacyl-CoA thiolase, mitochondrial
Exons: 8
Coding region: 138-1340 (400 amino acids)
Cellular component (GO): mitochondrion
Molecular function (GO): acyltransferase activity, transferring groups other than amino-acyl groups
Source: RefSeq, a predicted model, not a curated record